Terrapene triunguis (Three-toed box turtle) is the source of this 960-nucleotide messenger RNA. RefSeq names its product olfactory receptor 10A7-like. The coding region runs from base 1 to 960 and encodes 319 amino acids. The transcript has a single exon. Lineage: Eukaryota; Metazoa; Chordata; Testudines; Emydidae. The record is from RefSeq and is a predicted model, not a curated record. Gene Ontology annotation, molecular function: G protein-coupled receptor activity; olfactory receptor activity. Gene Ontology annotation, biological process: G protein-coupled receptor signaling pathway. Gene Ontology annotation, cellular component: membrane.
AUGCCAGGCAGAAACCACACUGUAGUGACAUAUUUCAUCCUCCUGGGAUUCUCCAGCCUCUCGGAGAUGCAGGUGUUGCUCUUUGUGCUGGUGCUGACCUCCUUCACUAUCACACUGAUGGGGAACAUCCUCAUUAUGCUUAUCACAACACUGGACCGGUCCCUCCACACCCCCAUGUAUUUCUUCCUCCGGAACCUGUCCUUCCUGGAGAUCUGCUACACCUCCGUCACCAUCCCCAAGAUGCUGGCCAACCUGCUGGCAGAGAAGAAGAGCAUUUCCUUCACUGGCUGUGCCACUCAGCUGUAUUUCUAUCUGUUCUUCGCCACAGCAGAGUGCUACCUCCUGGCAGCCAUGGCUUAUGACCGCUACAUGGCCAUCUCCCAUCCACUACGUUACACUGCCGUCAUGAGCAACAGAGUCUGCGUUCUGCUGGUGGCCGGGUCCUAUGUUGCAGGCAUCCCCGUCUCCUUUGGGCAGACCACGCUGAUAUUCAGCCUGCCCUUCUGUGGGCCCAAAGAGAUCCACCACUUCUUCUGCGACAUCCCCCCUCUGUUGAGGCUGGCCUGCACCGAUACCUACUCGAAUGAAGUGGAGAUAUUUGUGGUGGCCGUGCUGGUAGUCAUGGCCCCCUUCCUGCUGAUCCUCGUGUCUUAUGCCCACAUCAUGGUCACCAUCCUCAAGAUGUCUUCUGCUGAAGGCAGGCGCAAAGCCUUCUCCACCUGCUCCUCUCAUCUGGUGGUGGUGACUAUGUUCUUCGGCUCUGGCAGCUUUAUCUAUUUCCGACCCAAGGCGAGUUAUGGAGGGGACAGUGACAGAGUAUCUGCUCUGUUAUACAUUGUCCUCACGCCCACACUGAACCCCAUUAUCUACAGCCUUAGGAACGAGGAGGUGAAGGGGGCUCUGAGGAGAACUUUGGGGAGAAGAUGUUCUAACAUCCAGGACUGUUCAUUGGUUGCUUAG